Molecule: messenger RNA, 2516 nt
Organism: Chrysoperla carnea
Lineage: Eukaryota; Metazoa; Arthropoda; Insecta; Neuroptera; Chrysopidae
Product: very-long-chain 3-oxoacyl-CoA reductase-like
Exons: 3
Coding region: 1-975 (324 amino acids)
Cellular component (GO): endoplasmic reticulum
Molecular function (GO): oxidoreductase activity
Source: RefSeq, a predicted model, not a curated record
AUGAAUCGGAAUCAAACAAUUAAUUUCAAAAUGUUGACAACUUUAGAAAAAAUUGGUAUAGUUUGUAUAUCGAUUGUGGGUUUUCAAGUUACAAAAUUUGUGUUUAAUAUUUUAUAUAAAACAUUUAUUGGGCCACAAAUUGGACGAUUAAAUGUGAAUAAAUUAAAGGAUAUGGGAAAAUAUGCUUUAAUCACCGGAGCUACAGAUGGUGUAGGCAAAGCAUAUGCAGAAUUUUUAGCAUCCAAAGGAAUUAACAUAAUUUUAGUCAGUCGAACAUUGGAUAAAUUAAAGGAAGUUGCCAGUGAAAUAGAAUCAAAGUACAAGGUCGACGUAAAAGUAAUCCAAGCAGAUUUCACCGGCAAUGAAGACAUCUAUUCACAUAUCGAAAAACAAACAUUAGGUCUCGAAAUUGGUAUUCUAGUCAAUAAUGUUGGUAUGAGUUACGCUCAUCCCGAAUACUUUUUACAAGUACCCAAAGAACAUAAACUCUUCGAUAACCUAAUCAAAUGUAACAUCGUAUCUGUGAAUAAAAUGUGUGAAAUUGUGAUGCCCGGCAUGGUUGAACGUAAAAAGGGUGUAAUUAUCAAUAUUUCAUCAACCACUGCCCUAAUACCUAGUCCACUGUUAACAGUAUACGCUGCUACCAAAGCAUACGUUGAUAAAUUCUCAGCCGAUUUACAAACAGAAUACGCACGUCAAGGUAUUAUUGUACAAUGUGUGUUACCUGGUUUUGUUGCAACAAAAAUGUCCAAAAUUCGUUCUUCCACAUGGAUGGCACCAUCACCAAAAACAUUUGUUUCGCAUGCAAUUAAAACGGUCGGUGUUGAAGAGAAAACGACUGGAUAUUAUGCGCAUUCGUUACUUGUUGGAUUCAUUAAUACAUUGGAUAGUUUAUCGCCAAGAUUAUCCAGAUGGUUUAUUAUUCGUACCAUGGAGAAUUUACGUUCAAGAGCUACUCGACGUGCAGUUAGUUAAAUUUAAAGUUACCAAAACAUUAUAUAUAGCUUUAUUUCGAUAUUUUAAGUACAACGGUUUAUUAUUUAAUUUAAAAAUUUUUGGAUAAAAUUAUGUCGAUUUUAUAUUUAUCCACAGUUAUUUGUAUUUUCGAUUUAGAAAUAUUGCUGCAUUUCCCUUAACGAUAAAUUUUUUCGAUUUUGUUUCAUGGAUAAAGAUACGAAUUUAUGAACACGCUAAUCACAACGCACACAAAGCCAGUUUUAAUCUCUAUUUACAAAAUUUUUACUAGCUGGCAGAGCUUUUGCUGUUUCGGGUCUACGAGCACUAGUAAGAAACUCCGACCGAUUUAAUCCUAUUCAAACUCAUUCAAAAUUUUGAAUGAAUUUUAUUCGGAAUGGAUAGGAAAUUAGAUAUAUAGCUAAAGCAGAAAUCUGUGAUUAAUAAUCAUAACAAAUUGACAAGAGGAACAAAGCUCUCACAUUACCAAUACCAUUGUCAAGCCGAUAGUUUUAUUUGCUUAUGAAAAGUCUUAUUACGAGAAUAUUCUCCAAAAUGUAUCUUUCAACUCUGUUAACACAAUUCUUUAUAAAAACAGUGAAAAAAAAAGAUGUUUUAUAAGAUUUUUCUGGUUUUUUAUCGAUCGCUACUCAGUAAUAACAACGAACGAAAGAUACCUGCCGAAGUAAGAACAUAUAUAUUAAGGACAUGAAUGAUGUCGUUUCGUACUUUGUACUACGCAUCAAGCUGUCUAAAAGAUUGAAAGUGAUUUAUGUAUUGUAAGUUUUAUUUAACGUCUUAAGCUCAUGUUCACAUCGUUUAAAAAGAACAUUUCGUUACAUUAAUUUUCAGUUAUUACUGGAACUCUUGUUUUGCAGUGUUAGUAGUGACAUCUAGUGAAGUAGACUAGAAUUACAACAGAGUAAUAUACAAUUUAUCGUGUACUAUAAUGACGAAUAAAUUUUUUUCGUCGGAUUCUGCAAGAGGCCCUGCGGACCGCGAGGCCUUAGGCGAUCACCCGCACCUUACGCUACUACUGGAUAUAAUCUUGUAGCUUUACUCUCUUAUAAUAGAAUCAAUUUUCAGGAGAUAUCUCUGCUUUCGACUGUCAAAGUUUUUAAUGGUACCCUUUUUACUAUUUAUUAUUAUUAUGGCGUCUUCCUCGCAAAACAAAGAACCGAUUGGAAAAAAUGUAGACGUUAAAGCUGAAAAGGGAUUCGCCCAGGGGAUUGUAGAAUUUAUGUGUGUGCGCUGGAGCCAAUUCGUAUCUUGACGAUAAUUAAACAUUGUUAAUUAUAGCUACUUAACUCCGACUUACCCUUAAAUGACACCAAGUGCUUUCGUCACAAAGAAACCAAUUAAUUUUUAGGAUAAUUUAUUUUCGUUAUGUACGAAAACCUUUCUAUAAAAUCUUUUUUUUUUAUCAUUUUCAUAUUUGUGAAGUCACGUAAUUUGUAUGUAAUAAAGCAUAUAUGUUUUGUUAUUGUUACGUCACACUUAUAAUAUGUAGUCUUUUAUGUAAUAAAGCAUUUGUUUUGUUUGAUUUUAUUUUGUUUCGUUGU